Molecule: messenger RNA, 2259 nt
Organism: Brugia pahangi
Lineage: Eukaryota; Metazoa; Nematoda; Chromadorea; Rhabditida; Onchocercidae
Source: the annotation of a GenBank genome assembly
AUGAAUCCAGGAAUAACAAAAGUCCGGAAGAGCGAGUCUCCCUCGUCUAUUUUCAUAAGUUGGAACAGUCUUUCAUGCCUUGUGGAAUCCAGCUUAAGUGCUAUAAUGGUCAAAUCAUAUCAGAGUAUCGUGGGGACGCAUUUGCAGAAGCUGCGCAUUUGUUCGGCACAUUUCGAAGGAGGCGAGAAAAAGGAAGGUGAUAUUCCUGUGCCGGAUCCACAGUUGGACGCACCAAUCUCGAUUGAGCUCCCGCCAAAAGAAACAAAAAGCAGCGAUCGACGACGAGCUCUCCAGCAGCCGAGGUCAUCAGCUCGUUCCACACCCUGUUCCAACAGCUCCGCAGCAAGCACCUCCGUGAAACGAGGUCGUUCAUUGGCGGUCACCGCUGAUUAUUUGGCUAGCUGGAAAAGUCGCUCCGUUAUUGACGAUUCAAACCCUCCGUGCAGCUCACUUCGUUUUCCAUCAUCCUCCAACAAUAAUAACGCUGCUGCUACCACAACUGCUGCCGCUGCUGCUGCUGCUGCUGCCGCAUCGGCCGAAUCUUCAGCUGACCUCAGACACAAUCAUUUCGUCGCAAAUAUACUAACUAUGAGUGGUCGUAUGUCGAAUGGUGCCACGGGACGCCCACUAGUUGCACUUCUAGAUGGUCGGGAUUGUACUGUUGAAAUGCCGAUUUUAAAGGAUGUUGCAACGGUAGCAUUCUGUGAUGCACAAUCUACUCAUGAAAUUCAUGAAAAGGUGCUUAAUGAAGCGGUUGCUGCAUUAAUGUGGCAUUCAAUAACGCUUGAACGCGAGGAUUUAGAAAAAUUUAAAGCAUUGCGGGUAGUUGUACGAAUCGGAACAGGUACUGAUAAUAUUGAUGUGAAGGCAGCAACAGAUCUCGGGAUCGCUGUUUGUAACACACCCGGUGAUUGUGUUGAAGAAGUGGCUGAUACAACAGUGUCGUUAAUUUUAAAUAUGUAUAGGAAGACAUUCUGGUUGGCAAAAGCAGUUUCCGAAGGGAAAAAGGUUAGCGGUGUUGAACAAGUACGUGAAUUGGCUAGUGGUAGUACACGGAUUCGCGACGAUACUUUGGGUAUUAUUGGCCUUGGUCGUGUGGGUACGGCAGUAGCGAUGCGUGCUAAAGCAUUUGGAUUCAAAAUUUGUUUUUUUGAUCCGCAUUUACCAGAGGGAGUCGAUAGGUCUUUAGGUAUUGAGCGCUGUUACAAUCUCGACGAUAUUUUAUUCAAAUCCGAUUGUAUAACGUUGCAUUGUCCACUAACUGAUGAAACAAGGCACAUGAUCAACGAUAUGACAAUCAAACAAAUGCGACCUGGUGCGUUUAUUGUAAACACUUCGAGAGGUGGUCUUAUUCAAGAAAGUGCAUUGGGUGAAUCGCUGAAAUCGGGACACAUUAAAGCCGCAGCGCUUGAUGUUCAUGAACAUGAACCUUUUGAUCCCCUCGCUAUGGGGCCUUUAUCGGCCGUACCGAAUAUCAUCCACACUCCUCAUUGCUCCUGGUAUUCGGAUGCUUCGUGCAAGGAAUUGCGUUUAUCAGCAGCACGGGAAGUUCGACGCGCUAUCGUUGGUAGAUGUCCUCAUGAUCUCACUAACUGUGUCAACAAGGAAGCUCUUCUUGCUGGACAUACUCGAAGGCCAACAUCAUCUACAUCCUUGGCGCCGAAUGUAUCAAGUUCAUUUAAUCCUUUGAUGCCAUCAUUUGGAACGUCUAUCGCUGAUGGUUUUAAUGGUUUACCAGUUGGCGGCAAUUUGCCGUCAUUUCCUUAUUCAAAUCCAUUGUUAGCGAUGGGCAACCCAUUAUUGAAUCCACUGAUGAUGAAUCCGAGUACUGCUGCAUUAGCUAGUUUUGCAAAUGCUGCAGCGAAUUCACCACAUAGUGGUCCUGCUGCUGCACUUUCAACAUUGGCUGCUGCUUCAUCUGCAAUGACAACCAGUGCUGCACCGGUUGCCAGGCAAUCACCUGCCGUUCAGGUAGCCCAUUCACCAAAAGCAAACAAUAGCAGUCGUACUACAGUUUCACCAGCUGUAAGACCGGCGUCCUCACCUGAUGGUCCAGCUGAAGUAAAAGAUGGAACUCCACCUGCACAGCAGACUGGUUCACAGCAUCAUUUAACCUCCGCAUCAUUAUCAGCGGCAUCACCUUGUAAAAGUCCAGGUGCCUCUAAUUUACCUAAGGUGCCGACUAUAUCGGUUGAUUCCUUGGCUUCAGUGGUUCCGGAAGAAUCUGCUACCACUCCAGUCAAACUUGAUGCGGAAUAA